AUGCCGCAAGAGAAACACGUCCACGAGACGACACGGCGGCAACGAGCCCUCGAGACACUGGUCAUCUUUCGUCGCAGUCUCAUCUAUCAGACGAAGGAGUUUUUCCAGAAUUCAACGCUCCACGGCGUGCGCUACAUAGCCGAGACGGGGCGUCCCAUUGGUGAGAAGUUCAUGUGGUUUUGCUUCACCUCAAUUGGUGCUGUCACCGCCUUGGUCAUCAUCAUGAGUCUGUGGGAGAAGUUCCAAACGAAUCCAACCAUCACCGGCCUGGACACGGACUUUCACAACCAAAAUGUUGUCUUUCCCACCACAGUUGUGUGCCCAGAGGCAGCCUUCGAUCAUGAGAAAUCCUAUGCAGCGGUCUACAAAAGUUUGGCCAACUAUGAUGAUGCACGCGCCCAAAUGUUUGCACCAUUCUUGGAGCUGCUCACAUCGCUUAAUUUUGGUAAUAUUCGCGACGCCAAGCUGCUGUCAGAGUCCAUACCCAAGGAUCAGCUGGAGGAGCACACUGUCAGGCAGUGGGCAUUCGAGGGUCACAUCAGCUGCGAGAAUACCUUUGUGUCGUGCAAGUAUCGCGACGAGGACAUACCCUGCUGUGAUCACUUUGAGCCCAUCUAUACGGAGCAUGGCUUCUGCUAUGCCUUCAACAGUCGCUUCAAGUCCACAGCCGGCGAGGACAUAAAGACGGGAGCACCGCACGAUCUGUACGAGACGGACAAAAAGUGGGCGCUCUUCUUUGUGCCCAACAGCACCUCUAGGAUUUUCAUCUUUUCGAACGAAGAGUACUUUGGCUCCGACUUCAAUGCACAGAUCGACUGGUCGGAGAGCCAGCUGGUGGAGGUGCGUAUCUCCAAGAAGAACACCUACACCACAGACGAUGCCCGUCAGCUAUCCAUUGGGCAGCGCAAGUGCAUCUUCAGCGAUGAGGUGAAGCUGAACUACUUCCCGGAGGCCUACACCUUCUCCUCCUGCAUGAAGCAGUGCCGCAUGAACAAGGCCAUCAAGCUCUGCAAAUGCAAUCCGCCCUUCUACAAGCCCAUAAGUGUGCACCAAAAUCCAUUCAUAGUUGCAGCCGUAAUAGGUCUUUCCUUUCCUUUCCUUGCAGACAACGUACCCAUGUGCAUGGUCAAGGAUUUUGAUUGCCUCGAUGAGUUCAAGGUGAACAUAACCAACAUUAAGGACUGUCUGCAGUGCGAGCUUAGCUGCUCCAAGACGGUGUUCAACAUUGAUAAACUCAUCAAAAUUGUGGAUCGACCCGAGAGCACGGGUGUGCUGGUGGAGUUCCUCACUUGGCCCAUUAUUCGCUACAAGCGUGAAGUACUCUUCGGCUGGGUGGAUCUGCUUGUGUCCUUUGGCGGCAUUGCCAGUCUCUUUCUUGGCUUCUCGCUGCUUUCUGGCGUUGAGAUUAUUUAUUAUUUUACGCUGCGCGCCUGCUGCAUGGUCUACAAGAAUCGCCAAGAGCUGUAUGAGAUCGAGGAGCGUAUUCGCAAGGAGCCACCUCCAUUGAUUGAUCUCCAGCUGAGGCUUAAGUCGCACUCAACACUGAGGGUUGGCGCCGCCCCCUCGUCGGCAGUGUUGCUGGUGAAGCCUGCCGCGGGAGAGGCUGGUGGCGGAGUCCAGCGAAAACAUGAAAAGAACUUUUAUAAUCACACAAAAAAAAUAUAUCGCACGCCUAAAGUAUUGCCCGAUCAUGGGUAUGGAUCCAAUACGAUGAAAUCAUGGAAAGACUCCGAUCAGGCACAGUAUAUGCCUUGA
Molecule: messenger RNA, 1755 nt
Organism: Drosophila guanche
Lineage: Eukaryota; Metazoa; Arthropoda; Insecta; Diptera; Drosophilidae
Gene: ppk23
Product: sodium channel protein Nach
Exons: 7
Coding region: 1-1755 (584 amino acids)
Biological process (GO): sodium ion transmembrane transport
Cellular component (GO): membrane
Molecular function (GO): ligand-gated sodium channel activity
Source: RefSeq, a predicted model, not a curated record